This is a messenger RNA of Ilyonectria robusta, 1413 nucleotides long. RefSeq lists its product as uncharacterized. The record is from RefSeq and is a predicted model, not a curated record. Gene Ontology annotation, biological process: regulation of DNA-templated transcription. NCBI's taxonomy places the organism in Eukaryota, Fungi, Ascomycota, Sordariomycetes, Hypocreales, Nectriaceae. Bases 1 to 1413 code for a protein of 470 amino acids. The transcript has a single exon. Gene Ontology annotation, molecular function: DNA-binding transcription factor activity, RNA polymerase II-specific; zinc ion binding.
AUGGCCGCUAACAUGUCGACUCCCAACGGAAAUGACCUGCACAAGUGGACGGCGCUGGUAGAGGCUGGAUUUGAUGCCUGUUUCGGUCCAGAGUCGCAUGACCAUGGGGAUGCUUUCGAUAUCUUUUCUCCUGACCAUCCAUCACUGGAAACCACGGAGUGUUUCCAAAACAACAACUCCGAACUAGGCUUUUCCCAGUAUCUCGAGGACUCCUUGUUCUCCGAGCUCGAGAUCCCAUCUUGCGGCGAGCCCAUUUCUCCCAUCGAGCAUGAGUUCACUUCAAGUGACAGCAACAAGGAGGGCUCAACAACUACAGCGAACUCUCCGAGUUCCCUGUUUUCCGUCGAUACUCCGACGUCCCAGACUGAGCCUCAGCCUCAGCCCCAGCCUGGGGCCCAGCAUCAGCCCCAGAGUCAAAUGAUCAACAAUAACGAUGCCGACUCCUCCUGUUCCGACCUCCAGGAUCCUGUCUUCAAUGUGAGCACUUCUCACGUUGAAGACAAACCUGACCACCAAACUCCGUCUCCCACUUUGGCUCCACAGACCCCCAAAGUUUUGCCUAUUCGCCAGCCUCUGACCCUCCCCAAGCCUCUGGCACUUCCCCAGCCUUUGAUUCUGCCAACACCUCUGUUGCAGACUCAAACUCAGGCUGGCACUCCUACAGCCACGGGAACCAAGCGAAAGGAGUCCCCAGUUGACCUUGAACUGGCCAACAAACCCAAGGCCAGCCGCGCGGGCAAGAAGUGUGUGCCCAAGUCAUGCUGUCGCUGUAAGCGACGCAAGGCCAAGUGCAUCAGGGACGGCAGUGGGGAUUGCACAUCCUGUGCCAAGGCAGGUCUGCCCUGCAUCUGGGAGAAUGUCGACCUCCGAGAGAAGUCGGCCGUCAGUGAGGUCCUGGAAACAAAGAGGAUCGCCCACCACAAGGCGUACAUUGCCGCAGCGGACCUUGUCGCCAAGUCUUAUGGCUUUGUCCAAGAAUCGGUCCCCCACGCCAAUGUUUUCGACGGAGUCAUUGCCUCACUCACAGAGAAGCGGAAUGCCAACUCAGAUACACUGAUCCAGGCCAUGCCAACCAUCGCACGUUGCGUGGCCGCCAUGGGACUGGUCAUCACAAUCGACCCGGCCCAGAGUGCACCAAUCCCGCUUGUCAACCAGAGCUCGCACACCAAGCCACAGCUCAAGAAGCAUCUUGACGCUUACGAGCGUGCUUCGGGAGAUAUGAUCAACAACUUCCGCAAGGCCAUUGUUGCCAUGAUGACGCCAAUUAAUGAGUGGCCAGAGGCACAGGCCUCAGAACGCAUCGAACUGUGUGCCUUGGUACUCUCGUUCAACUUCGACAAGAUUAUCGAGUGGGGUGCCUCGAGCGAUUGGGCACAGCAGCUGGUGGAGCAAUGGGAGGCGAAGAACAACUAA